CCCCCUUACUCACGUGGCCCGAGCAAGCCGGAAGGGGUUGCGCAGCCCCUAGUUCCUAGCCCCGGAAGUAGACGAAGCUCACGGAAGCCGGCUUUGGCCCUGCGGCUGCUGCCGUCGCCGCGGAGAAAUUGUUGGAGCUGGCAGCCUAGGAAUGAAUCUCCUUUCAGCCUCCAAGCUCACCUGGUCAGAAUCCUUGGAUGAGCCUGUGGGACCCUUCCUCCUAGCCUUGUGGUUUGGAACCAGUGGCUUUGGGACUGUAAGAGGAUGGACAAAGGUAGUAUGAGGCCGGGCCAGCUCCCCAAACGCUCGGGCGCCAAGCAUCUGCUGAUUCCACCCCGUGCCUGGCACGUGUGUCUUUCGGUCCUGGCUGGGCAUUGCCACCUCCCCCUGGGCCAGCACCACCCACGUACCUCUCGGCAGAGGCCACAAUUGACUGACUUGCUGUUGAGCUGCCGCUCUUUGGCAUGGCUGCAUUUUGAUGGCAGAGGGAGCAGUUAUGCCCAGAGCCCGGUGUGUCGGCAUCACCAGUCUGACCUGAGCACCAUGUGCUGCACGACAUGACACGUGGCACCGGGAGAACUGCCCAGCGUGGAAGAUUCUCAGGGACUGCUAGAUUCAUCCCUGAUGGCAUCAGGCACUGCCAGCCGCUCAGAGGAUGAGGAGUCGCUGGCAGGGCAGAAGCGGGCCUCCUCACAGGCCUUGGGCACCAUCCCUAAACGGAGAAGCUCCUCCAGAUUCAUCAAGAGGAAGAAGUUUGAUGACGAGCUGGUGGAGAGCAGCCUGGCUAAGUCCUCUACCCGGGCGAAGGGGGCCAGUGGGGUGGAACCAGGGCGCUGUUCGGGGAGUGAGCCUUCCUCCAGUGAGAAGAAGAAGGUGUCCAAGGCCCCCAGCACUCCAGUGCCACCCAGCCCCGCUCCAGCCCCUGGACUCACCAAGCGUGUGAAGAAGAGCAAACAGCCCCUGCAGGUGACCAAGGAUCUGGGCCGCUGGAAGCCUGCAGACGACCUCCUCCUCAUCAAUGCUGUGUUGCAGACCAACGACCUGACAUCUGUCCACCUGGGCGUGAAGUUCAGCUGCCGCUUCACCCUGCGGGAAGUCCAGGAGCGUUGGUACGCCCUGCUCUACGAUCCUGUCAUCUCCAAGCUGGCCUGCCAGGCUAUGAGACAGCUGCACCCAGAGGCCAUUGCCGCCAUCCAGAGCAAGGCGCUGUUUAGCAAAGCUGAGGAGCAGCUGCUGAGCAAAGUGGGAUCGACCAGCCAGCCCACCUUGGAGACCUUCCAGGACCUGCUGCACAGACACCCCGAUGCCUUCUACCUGGCCCGUACUGCCAAGGCUCUGCAGGCCCACUGGCAGCUCAUGAAGCAGUAUUAUCUGCUGGAGGACCAGACAGUGCAGCCGCUGCCCAAGGGGGACCAAGUGCUGAACUUCUCCGAUGCAGAGGACUUGAUUGAUGACAGUAAGCUCAAGGACAUGCGAGAUGAAGUCUUAGAACAUGGUGAGUGUGCCCCAGUGGGGACAGUGAGGGGGUGGAAGCACCUGCUGGAACAGAGAGCAACAGGACAAGGUGCUGGUGACGUCAGGGUGUCCUUCCCACCCCACCUCACCGCAGAGCUGACAGUGGCCGACCGGCGCCAGAAACGAGAGAUUCGGCAGCUGGAGCAGGAGCUGCAUAAGUGGCAGGUGCUAGUAGACAGCAUCACAGGUGAGGAGGCGGGGCCGGGAGGGUUGGGCUUCAGCUCCCCUCGCCGCCCUGAGCCCCCCGCGCCUGUUUCCCAGCCCCCUCGCUCCCUUCCCUCAGUGGAUCUCACCCUGGCUCCCUGCGUGGAAGGCGCUGAGGAGUGGGCUGUUCUCCAACACGAGCUGCCCUCCCCUAGGCAUGAGCUCUCCGGACUUCGACAACCAGACCCUGGCGGUGCUGCGGGGCCGCAUGGUGCGGUACCUGAUGCGCUCGCGAGAGAUCACCCUGGGCAGAGCAACCAAGGACAACCAGAUCGACGUGGACCUUUCUCUGGAGGGCCCAGCCUGGAAGAUCUCCCGGAAGCAAGGGGUCAUCAAGCUGAAAAACAACGGUGACUUCUUCAUCGCCAAUGAGGGCCGGCGGCCCAUCUACAUCGAUGGACGGCCGGUGCUGUGUGGCUCCAAGUGGCGCCUCAGCAACAACUCAGUGGUGGAGGUGAGCCCAGGGGAGCUGGGAGGGCCAGGAUGCACCCCAGGGCGUGGUAAGCGAGCGUGUGGGCCUGGCCCCCCCGGGCCCCACCCUGUCCUCAGCCCCCCUUCCCUCCCCCCGCAGAUUGCCAGCCUGCGAUUCGUCUUCCUCAUCAACCAGGACCUCAUUGCCCUUAUUCGGGCCGAGGCUGCCAAGAUCACGCCACAGUGAGGAGGGGUGGCAGGAUCCGCGGGCUCUUUCUGGCCUCAAUUUCCCCUCCAUCCCAGCCCCCUGGAGCUGGGAACUCAGGCUCCUGGAGAAACCAGAGUGGGCAGCAGGAGGCUCAGCUCCUGGCCCCUUGAUCUGAGCCUCUGCGGGGGGGAUGGGGGGAGCGAGGCUGGCCCUCGGGAAGCCCCCAGAGGCUGGGACCCUCCUGCUUCCUCGGUGCCAGAGCCCUCCCUUCUCUCCAGGCAGACCGCCCUCCCCCAGCUCCCUACCUUUGCCCCAUGUCCCCAGCUAAUUAGCUUCAGACGUUUCCUUUAUUAUUUUUCUUUUGUAAAUAGAAAGCACUGAGUUCUAAA
Molecule: messenger RNA, 2727 nt
Organism: Phacochoerus africanus (Common warthog)
Lineage: Eukaryota; Metazoa; Chordata; Mammalia; Artiodactyla; Suidae
Gene: MCRS1
Product: microspherule protein 1
Exons: 12
Coding region: 625-2073 (482 amino acids)
Biological process (GO): positive regulation of transcription by RNA polymerase II
Cellular component (GO): Ino80 complex; NSL complex; MLL1 complex
Molecular function (GO): G-quadruplex RNA binding; protein binding
Source: RefSeq, a predicted model, not a curated record